AUGUCUCCUUACUGGAUGCUCUUGGUCUUCAUGUCUGUGAGCACAGGAAAGCUGAUUCGGGCUCCUGAUUCCACUAGCCACAGAGAUAGCCCAUCAGCAGAAGCUGCAGGGAUGCUGAACCCAGCCACCGAUCCACUCUCUAUGCAUAUGAUGAGGCUAUAUGAAAAGUACAGUCGAGAAGGCAGCAGAUCUCAGGAUGGGAACACAGUGAGGAGCUACAGAGCCCAGCCAGAUUUUUUGGCUCCUCGUCCCACGUAUCGCUUCAAUUUAACUUCUCUCCAGUCAUCUGAAGUUGUCUUGGCUGCCACUCUCCAUUUUGGACCAGACAAAAGCCCUAGGCCUCCUAGAGAGUCCUUCUGCAAACGUUCCAAAAAUGCUUCUUGUCGCCUCUUGCUACCAUCUCUAUCACAGAAGAUCAGUGUCACCUUUCGAAGCCUCGUUCACCACACAGACUUGGGUAUGGUGAAAUGGAAUGUCAGCAGUGCUGUUCCCUAUAAAAAGGGGGCCUGGCAUACCAAAUACAUAACUAGCAUUAUCAAGGAGGCCCAACAUCAACAAGACUUGUUUAUUUCGAUUGAGAUCGACUUUGGCCAUAAACUCCCUACAGUCUUUGAGACUAACCCUAGCGAGGUUCCAUAUAUCUUGGUAUUUGCUAAUGAUAGAUCAAUUGCAGAACCCAAUAGUGUGGCUUUGACCUUACAGAGAUAUGACCCAUUUCAGCCCAAUGGUGGAGAACCAAAGCAAGAGUCCAAUGCGUCUUCAGAAAGCAGAGUGAAGAGGGAAAUCCCUUUUGUGACUUCCACCCAUGAUAAUGAACUCCCAGGUGUCAAAUAUGUACGUUACAGCAAACAGGACUUGUGGGAAGGUACUUACAAAGCCCUUAAGCAAAAACCCCCAAAGAAAGAGAAGAGAAAAAAGGGUCCUGAAAGUUUGGACACUGUUUUAAAAUCUCCAGUGCUGCACUUUGAUGAGCGGACCAUGAAAAAAGCACGAAGGCGACAGUGGGAUGAACCCAGAGUAUGCUCUCGACGAUACUUAAAAGUAGACUUUGCUGACAUUGGAUGGAGUGAGUGGAUUAUAUCUCCGAAAUCUUUUGAUGCUUACUACUGCUCUGGAAUUUGUGAGUUCCCCAUGCCAAAAGUUGUUCGACCUUCCAACCACGCAACCAUCCAGAGCAUUGUCAAGGCUGUGGGGAUAAUUCCUGGAGUCCCAGAGCCAUGCUGUACACCUGAAAAAAUGAGUUCUCUCAGUGUGCUGUUCUUGGACGAAAGCCGAAAUGUGGUGUUGAAAAUCUACCCCAACAUGUCUGUAGAGAGCUGCUCCUGCAGAUAA
Nanorana parkeri is the source of this 1332-nucleotide messenger RNA. It is a transcript of the gene GDF10, whose product is annotated as growth differentiation factor 10. Bases 1 to 1332 code for a protein of 443 amino acids. Gene Ontology annotation, cellular component: extracellular region. Gene Ontology annotation, biological process: BMP signaling pathway; SMAD protein signal transduction; osteoblast differentiation. The transcript is spliced from 3 exons. The record is from RefSeq and is a predicted model, not a curated record. Lineage: Eukaryota; Metazoa; Chordata; Amphibia; Anura; Dicroglossidae. Gene Ontology annotation, molecular function: cytokine activity; growth factor activity.